AUGGCUGUAAAGUGCUUAAAGGCGUUAUUGAAGGUUUGCGGCCUCGGGUUGAUAGUUGGUGGCACCGUAUUGCAGCUGAAGUACGAAGGUUUACUGGACAUUCUGGGUGACAGCCGAUUAGCAACUUCGGUAUGGUUCCUGAUUGCUGGAGCACUAUGUGCCUCUCUGGGUUUUUUGGGAUGCUGUGGAGCGAUACGAGAAAAUUACUGCCUUACUCUUACUUUCGCAAUUCUGUUGUCGUUGUUACUCUUGCUGGAAACUGCUACUGCUAUUGCAGCCUACGCACUACAUCAACCACUAGAGCAGUCAAUGUCACACCAACUAAGGCUAGGCCUUCCCAGAUAUAAUAAAACUGGAUUCGCAGGUGUAACAGCAGCAUGGGAUCAAGUUCAACGGCAAUUCAGUUGUUGUGGUGUUUAUAACUCAUCUGACUGGAGUGUUGCCAAUAUUCCCGACCCUCCGGAUUCGUGCUGCAUUGACUACAAACCAGGAUGUGGCAAAAAAAGACACAAUCUGCAAUCAUCAGGCUGCAUGGAAAAGGUCGAAGAGUGGCUAAUGAUGAACGCUGCAAUUAUUGGUGGGAUCAGUGCUGUCGUCGGAUCAAUACAAAUUAUUGGAAUUUGUUUCGCAUGUUGCUUAUCAAAAAGCAUCCUUAAAGAGUACCAUGAAUUUUAUUAUUAG
Enterobius vermicularis (human pinworm) is the source of this 681-nucleotide messenger RNA. NCBI's taxonomy places the organism in Eukaryota, Metazoa, Nematoda, Chromadorea, Rhabditida, Oxyuridae. The record is from the annotation of a GenBank genome assembly.